Molecule: messenger RNA, 6227 nt
Organism: Megalops cyprinoides (Indo-Pacific tarpon)
Lineage: Eukaryota; Metazoa; Chordata; Actinopteri; Elopiformes; Megalopidae
Exons: 4
Coding region: 354-6185 (1943 amino acids)
Cellular component (GO): nucleoplasm
Source: RefSeq, a predicted model, not a curated record
GGAGCCGUGUCCUCCUGGUUUUUUUCCGGACCCUUCUUAUUUGAUGUGGAGGCACCAUGAGCUCCUAAAGUUAAGGCUUUCUGCACCCGAGGUGUGCUGGUGCCUUCCUGCGGUGUUGACUGAGUUGACCGGUGUUGAAGAGUUGGACCUUGCCGGGUGCUGCUGCAGGAUUGGGUAAGGGGUCACUGCACCCCUAAGGAAUUUGUCCCCAAGGAGCUCCUGCGCUUCACUUGAAAGUACAGUUGUCCCUGAAUGGCUGAUGUGGCUGAGGGAGACAGUGUGUACCCUCAGCCCGUGAUCUGCUGCCUGACGCCAAGCGCAGCUCUGUGACCCUGUGCCCCCGGAGCAGUGAGAUGGAGAGCUGGUCUGCAGAGGAGGACCACUUCUCUUUCCUCCACACUGCACCUCUCAGCUUCAGCCUGCGCCACCAGGAAGGCCCCAACCGUGUGGAGAUCUUCGACAUCACCAACAUCCCCAGCCCCCGCAGUGCCAUCUCUGAGACGACCUGCCUGUGUGACAUUUUUGGAGACGAGUGUGAGUCCCCCGCCCUCUCCAGCAGCCCGGCAUCUGGGUCACUCUUCAAGAGGGAGGAGGAUGAAUUCGCUCUGGUAAAUGACACGGCCAACGAUUCAUCCGGCUCCUACCACACCGCCCCCUGCUCUGAGCAGCUGAGUGAUUCCAGUGGUACAUACGAAGAUACUAGAGAGGAUCUUACCCCUGUGCCCCCAGUUACUCCUCUCCUGCCUGAAGACAGGAGUGAAACCCCUUCACCAAAAUCAAGAGGUACGCCUCCCUCACCUGAACACAAGGGCAACAACAUCUCUCCCGAACCUGGUCCUGCUGCUGCUCCACCUGAAGUACAGUGUGCGUCUGAAGCCAGGAGUACAACCCCUUCACCCAAACCCAAGUGCACUACCCCUGCUGAAUCCAAGGAUAUCACCCCCCUACCUUCAGUUGGAGCCACCUCAUUUGAACCUGGAGGGACUGACCAGUCACCCAAACUCAGAGAUACAUCUGCUUCACCUGAGGCCAGGGAAAGCAAUACUUCUCCUGAACCCAGAGCUACUGCUGCCUCACCUGAACUCAAGAGUACAUCCCCCUCACCUGAUCCCCGGUGUACAGCCCCCUCUCCCAAACCCAACAAUAUAGCCCCCUCACCUGAACACAAAGGUAGACUACCUUCACCUGAACCAAGGGGCACUGACCUCUCCCCUGAACCUAGGGCUAUUGUACCCUUAGCUGAAACCAGAGACACAGAUCUAUACACUGAAGAUAGAGUAGCUCCCCCUUCACCCAACCCCAGGGGUGGAUCCCCUUCACCUAAAUCCAGGGCUAUCACCCCUUCAUCUGAACCUAGCGACUUUGAUUGCUCCCUCAAACCCAAGGAUACUGUCAACUCAGCUGAACCAAGAAGUACAGAUCCUUUCCCCGAAUCCAUCUCAACUACUCUCUCACCUAAGCCCAGGACUAUUAGCCCCACACUACAAACCGGAAUAACAGACGCUACACCUGAACCUACAGACACUGACAUCUCAGAACUGCAGAAUACAUUACUCUCACAUGAAUCCCAGGACAUAGAGCCUUCAUCUGAAGUCGAGAGCCCCGCCCUCUCCAUCAAGAGCAAGAGUCCAGAUUUAUUAUCUGAACUUAAAGACCCCAAGGCUGAAUAUUCAGACACUGCUGUUUUGUUAGAACCUUUGGAUACAGACCUUUCGCUGAAGUCAACUGAACCCUGGGACAAAGACAGAGAAAUGACAACUGCAACCCUGGCUAACAAGGGACUCCACUCUCCACAGCCCUGGUUCACUUCAGAGGCGGUCUUAAUAAGGCCAUCAGGGAACCAGCAGAAGGAGGAGAACACUCACAGAGGUCCUUCAGAAAAUGAGGCACCAGAGGACACAGAACCGGUCAGCGGCUUGCUGAACCCAAGAGAAGAUUCUGUGACAUCCAGGGAAAGCCCCACAGAGAGCCCAGGCAGUGGCAGUGAGAACAGGGGGGAGGGAAAGCAGGGAAAGGCCAGUUACGGAGAGCAACAGGUUGAGCUGUCAUUCAGUGCCAGGAAUAGAAAAGCGCCUGCAAGCCCCAACUCGGCACCCACAUACAGAGAGCCACGGUCGGGCAUGCCAGCUCGUUGUUAUUCAGACUGUCAUCUUGUAACCCAGCAGCAGCAGCAGCAGCAGCAGCAGCAGAACCUACUCAGAGUUCAGAAGGAGAACCAAGUUCGCGCCAGGAAGCCUCAGCCAGUCCCUCAGGCCAACAGAAGCAGCGGCAGCCGCUCUGUCCCGGACUGCUCCAGUGAGACCUCCAGCAUGGGCAGCGAGUUGGAUGAAGCGGACAACGAAGUGAAGUGGUUCACGGACCUGGCCUUCAGAAGCCUCUCCAGCCCCCAGGCGGACUACCUGGACGUGUACAACUCGAGCCACAGGUCUUCCACCAACGUCUCGCAGCUGUCCACCGAGGAGAGCCCCGGGGCCAAUGCCUGGUCGGCAUACGCGGACCUGCGGGGCUCCACCCGGCACGAGAGCGAUGACCUCUCCCACCAGCUGCCCGUUGCCCUACCCCCAGACGGACUCGACACGGCCAGGCGCUUUGAGAUGGGGAGCUUCGAGUGCGUGGAUGUGGCGCUGGAGAGCCGGGAGGAAGUAAGAAAGGGGAAGAGGACCGUGCCAAAAAGGCAGAUCCAGUUGAAGAGGCGUGACACCAGUGAAUCACGAGCUAGUGAAAACAGCGAGGUCACCGCUGAAGCCACAUCUGCACAGAGGCGCUCGAGGGACACCUUUCUGCGCCAGCACAGUACACCGGCUGCCAUGCAGGAGGAGCUGUACAGAAAGGAGCUGGAAUCUGAUCCGGGCAACAGGAAGCAGAAACUGCAGAAGUCUCUCUCCCUGGAAGAGACGUCCAGCAAAAAUAAGAUGGCCUCAUGCCUGAUCAAGAGUGUUCUGUCUAAGAAGAUGCAGAAUGAACACAAGCUCACAAACACACAGGUGCCAUUCCAGAAUGGACACUCCAGCCCUCCUCCUGUAAGGAACGUAUCUUCUGAGAGCUCGCAGUCAGUUAGAGAAACCCCCAAAACAGAAGUGUCCAAUCUGAGCUCUGGGAUCACCUCAGAUUGCAGCCUCUCCUCGGAAGAUCUUCCACUCCGAGCAGACUCCAGCCCUCAGAGUGAAUCCAUCAAGCAGCAUGGAACCUUUGGCUUCAAACCUCAGCAGAAACCAUUGUGUAAACCCAGCUACAGCCCACCUCACAGCAAUACGGGGAGAGCUGAAUCACAGAAAAGUAAUCCAGGGCAUUCGGGUAUGAGGUCUGAGCUGGUCAUCCCGUUUGAAAGCAAGAAAACAGAGAAACGUACCCCCGCAGAUGGGGGGAAGCAGCAGGCCAGCCACAACCCGGGCGAGAAACACGCCAGUGACUCAGCAAAUGCCAGUGCCGGGAACACAGGCACCGCUGCCACCCGAGCCCAGGCCGCUCGGAGCGGAAUGACAAACAGAGACGAGGAAUGCCACGCCAGGCCGGAAAACUAUAAACAACAGAGUGCCAGGAGCCUCUUCAUGUCCAAAACACCAGAAAUAACUCUCAAACCCUGCCCCUCCAGGGAAAAGAAGAUGAGCUCCUUUAAGGUUGGCUGCCUUUCUGCCGACCUAGAAACUAAGCCAGAGGAGAGCCGUGGAGCCCCCUCACCUGAGGCUACACCAGAAAGGGAGAAGCAGGAUGAGAAAGUGGAACCCGUGCUGAAAGAACAGACAGAGAACGAGGAAGCCAAUGAGAAAAGCAAAGCCAAAGCUCCCAUGCACAAGAUCGAAUGCAAGGCCAUCAGCAGGAGAGAUGAGAGGGCAGCAUCCAGCCAGGCAGAUGAGAGACAGACAACCCAGGAGGAGAAAACACAGACAGCUCCAUCGGUCUCACCAUCGCUGGCGUCUCCAGAAAAAAUGAGAGAGACGGCCUCACUACGCAUCACAUCCAGGAGCUGUUUGUCUGAGGGCGUGGCCACGGCAGAAACACGUGUGAAGACACCCGAGGCUGCGACUGUGGAAGUCAGUACCCCCUGUGUGUCGGAUUCAGGCGACCGUGCAGAGAAAGCUCAGGGGGCUGGGGCGCGAUACCCCAAGCUCGGCAGCAUCCCUAAGCAUCCCAGCAAGGACAGGGAAGUGGCCACGCUGCUGUUUCUGCAGGAUGGAAUGCCUGAGGGCGUGCACGACCCCAUGGCCCCGCCCCCUCUCAGCCUAACAGCCACCAGCAGCAGCCGUUCUGUGUCCAUGCUGCUGAAAGAGAAGGGCUUCCAGGCCGACAUCGGAGUCUGCGACGCCCCAGGUGACGGCCCUAACGCCGCGCCGAAGCACAUUAAUAGGCUGGAGGUGCCCCUGCAGACCUGUUCCACGGAGCAGACCCCGGCUGAACCCCAGAGAGAGGAGGGUUCAGACUCCAUCCCACCCCCUGCACGCAGCUCCCCCUCUGGCCCUGUCCCUCUCACAGACAUGAGGGAUGAACUCCACCAGAAAGCCCCCCCUCAGACCAGGGAGCCAGAGCCUGAGAGGACGAGCCUCAAACCCAAACAGAGAGACACAAAGCCGCAGGACAUCACAGAGAGUUCCAUGCAGAAAGCAGCUGUGUCAGCAGCAUCCAGCUACAGUAUGCAACAGAGAGAAGUGACGACAGUGUCCUCCUACACAAAGAAACCAGCAGUGGAAGCAACUUCUGGCUCCCAACAGCAACAGUCACCGACUACAACAACACAACCUCCAAGUUACACACAGAAGCCAACAGUGUCGGCAACAUGUGGCAACGCAGAUCAACCUUCAGUGUCUGCAACCUCCAGUUACAGACAAAAGCCAGCAGCGUCCAGUAACCCACAGCAAUCAAAUAUGGAGCGCAGGGACACACAGGAACAGGUGUCAUCCUGCGGCUCAGAGCGAUCAACGGUGUCCAUGACAACCCAAGCCCCGAGCUACUCACAACAACAGGCAAUCAGGACAAUAUCCACCCAGCGGACACCGAGCGAGGAUUUCCGUUUCUACGCCUCGGACGACCCCCCAAGCUACGACGAACGGGAGAGCUUCAGUCCUCUGCUGCUGACAGACUUGCCACCAAGGAAAAUGGACCGGUACCACCCCAUCAUCCCCGCCCCCCCUUGCUCCUGCACUGCGGAUAGCAUCCCCAGUCCCGGUCCCGCUCCUCCUGCAUCCCCGCCCUCAUCUGCCCAGGCCCCGCCUUCGCAUACCCAAGCCCCGCCCUCUCACACCGCUCCAGCUGCGGCACGCCCACACCAAAAACGGUCGGACGCCCACUCGCUGAGCCACCAGCAGGGCUCGCCCCAGGCCGCUCAGCCGAGCUCCGCUCAGCCCCCACUCAUGUUCCAGCCUCUUCAUCAGCCACCUGGCCUGCCUGCCGGCCCCGCCCCCUUGCAGCAGCCCCGCCCUGAGGAUGGCAGGCAGCCUCCUCCAGGCCCGCAGGCAGACAGGAGGGUGCCUCGCCACCGCUCACCCCAGCAGCCUGCUCCGCUGCCGGGCGGCGGCCCCUACAGCGGCGGGCACCACGGCCACUCGCCCGGCGUGCCCUCUCUGGAGGUGAGGCCACAGUACCUGUGCAGCCCUCAGGGCUUUGUGUCCUCUUUCGGCUCAGAGUACGGGGGAGAGAGCGGCGGCAGCAGCGGAGUGCUGUACCCUGAGGGUGGCGGGGGUCUCGCCUACGGGCAGAGCCCCCGGCGCGUCCUCCUGGACCCCGAGACGGGGAAAUACUUCUACAUCGAGGUGCCCGUGCAGCCACUGCGCAAGAUGCUGUUUGACCCAGAGACGGGCCAGUACGUUGAGGUGCUGAUCCCACAGCAGGCCCUUUCCCACUCUGGCCUGUACCCACCGGUCGCCGCCCCCUACCACUCUCUGCACAACCCCGGCAUGUACGCCCCACAGUACCUGCCGUACGGCGUUCCGCCCCACCCCCAGGCCCCAUCCCCUCGGCACCCUGAACCCCCGGCUGCCCCAGGACUACACCAGAGCAGCGCGGGGUUUGGGAGCCCAGCAGGUCAGGGUGCGAAGCCUGAGCCCCAAAGCCACGCGCCACUGGAUCAGAGUUACCUGGAGAGCAUGUAUUACAUUCCCACAGGGAUGACCGCUAGCCCGAACCCUGCACCGCCAGACUUCUAUCACAAACUGCCCCCCAGUCUGCCUAACUCAGGGGGCAAAAGGUCCUGAAAGUAGAAAAGGGCCUGGAGGGUCACAUGUCCAAAAUGUAUC